This is a messenger RNA of Cimex lectularius (bed bug), 3665 nucleotides long. Its product is annotated as protein strawberry notch-like. NCBI's taxonomy places the organism in Eukaryota, Metazoa, Arthropoda, Insecta, Hemiptera, Cimicidae. Gene Ontology annotation, cellular component: nucleus. Gene Ontology annotation, molecular function: histone binding; chromatin DNA binding. Gene Ontology annotation, biological process: regulation of DNA-templated transcription. The record is from RefSeq and is a predicted model, not a curated record. The transcript has a single exon. The coding region runs from base 74 to 3643 and encodes 1189 amino acids.
ACAUAUGUUUAUAUUGUAAAUGAAGUAAUUUUUUAUUAAAAGGUCUUGCCCUUAUAUUUUAUAAACGUUAAAAAUGUACGGGGAGGAAAAAAUGGAAAGUUCAGACAGCGAUUUUGAGGAUCCGGACAAACUGGAAGUGCCAGGAGGAGGAAGAGAUCUGGCCGCUUUGUCAACAGCAAGAAAGAGCGCUGUCACGUUCCAAUCGACAAACAGCCAUUUGCCUAAAAGAUAUGAUAAUCUUUUUGAAGACUUUGUAAUGAGAGGUAAGAAUAGUUCGACGAUUUUGGACAAUAUUCAGUUCUUAAAAAGCCAUAACGGCAUUUACACCGAUUUAUUGGGAUCGAGAUCUUCAGGUAUGGGUGGCCCUUAUGGUUUACAAUUCGAAGGAAGCCAGAUGCAAAAGAGUUUCCCUUGGAAAGACAGUCUAUCAACAGAGCAGAUAAAACACAAUUUAACAAACGUCGAGGAAACCACAGAAGACGAAGGAAUGGGUGUUGCAGAAACAUAUGCAGAUUAUAUGCCAUCAAAAUUAAAUUUUGGCCGGAAGCACCCAGAUCCAGUUGUAGAAUCCACUUCUCUUUCAAGUGUAGAACCGGUAGACGUCUGGUACAAGCUGAAAAUUCCAGAGAGUGUUAUUUCCUCCGGCAGUCUUUCCGCUCUCCAGUUAGAGUCCAUUACUUAUGCCUGUCAGCAGCAUGAGUUACUACUUCCUAAUGGUGCCAGGGGGGGCUUUUUAAUUGGAGACGGUGCUGGAGUAGGCAAAGGAAGGACCAUUGCAGGAAUAAUCUAUGAAAAUUAUCUUCGGUCAAGGAAAAAAUCAAUUUGGAUUUCAAUUAUGAAUGACUUGAAAUAUGACUCUGAGCGAGACCUUUCUGAUAUUGGAGCAGACAACAUCAAAGUAUUCCAUCUUAACAAAUGCAAAUACACUAAGCUUAAUUCUGAAGAAAAUGGCUUAAUAAAAAAGGGGGUUAUAUUUUGCACUUAUAGUGCUCUUAUAGCUAAGACCACAACACAGGAUUGUGAAUUUGAAAACAGGUUCGAUCAGAUAGUAGACUGGUGCGGUCCUAAUUUCGAUGGGGUCAUAAUCUUUGAUGAAUGCCAUAGGGCAAAAAACCUUUGUCCAGGUGGCUCUGGCAAACCAACAAAAACUGGUCUCACUGUAUUGGAAUUACAGAAAAGACUGCCAAAGGCAAGGGUUGUCUAUGCUUCUGCUACUGGUGCAAGCGAACCGAGAAAUAUGGCCUACAUGGUUCGUUUGGGAAUGUGGGGUCAGGGUACAGCUUAUGCAGAUUUCAACCAUUUUCUCAACACAGUGCAAAAACGGGGUGUCGGAGCUAUGGAAAUAGUUGCUAUGGACAUGAAGCUGCGAGGUCUAUACAUUGCUCGGCAGCUUAGUUUUCAUGGUGUUGUUUUUAAAAUAGUAGAAAUCCCUAUUGAUCCAGCAUUCAUUAAAAUUUAUGAUGAAGCGGUUGAACUCUGGGUUGAAGUUUUUAAAGGGUUCCGACAUGCUGCAAGCCUCUUCGAUGCAGACAAAUCUGUGUGUGUAGCUAUGUGGAGUCAGUUCUGGUCAGCACAUCAGAGGUUUUUCAAAUACAUGUGCAUAUCGGCUAAAGUAAAACAUGCUGUCAAUAUUUCUCGAGAAGCUAUAAAAUGUGGUAAAUGUGUUGUUAUAGGUCUGCAAUCAACUGGUGAAGCCCGGACCCUCAACCAACUGGAAAAAGAUGACGGAGAACUGACAGACUUUGUUUCCACUGCACGUGGAGUUUUAAGAACCCUUGUCGAGAAACAUUUUCCUGCCCCAGACAGAAAUUCUGUUAAAAGAAUUAUAGGAAAUGACAUUGCCAAAACAGAAAUAUCUCGCUCUAAGAGAAAAAAGAGAAGAAAACAAAGCCCAGAUUUACUAAAUCUAAAAACUUCAGACAAUUUUGAUAGCUUAAGUGAGGAGGAAGUCGAUGAUAAAAACUAUGACGAUAAAUGUCGAACAAGUGGUGUGAAAACAGAUGAUUUUAGUUUGUCAGGAGACAAUUUGAUCCAAACAACAGUGUUUCAGAAAAAACAACUACUUGCCAAAAUAGAUAUUUUAGGGAAAAAACUACCUCCAAAUACUUUAGAUGAACUAAUAGAUGAAUUAGGUGGACCUGAAAAUGUGGCUGAGAUGACUGGUCGAAAGGGAAGGGUUGUCCAUAAUGAUGGCAGCUACAAAUAUGAAACAAGAUCAGAAGUAGAUAUACCAUUAGAAGUUUUGAACCUAAGGGAAAAGAAAAGAUUUAUGGAUGGUAGUAAAGAUGUGGCAAUUAUUUCUGAAGCGGCCAGUUCAGGUAUAUCAUUGCAUAGUGACCGUAGAGCUCUAAAUAGAAAAAGAAGGGUUCAUCUUACAUUAGAGCUUCCAUGGAGUGCUGACAGAGCGAUACAACAGUUUGGUAGAACACAUAGGAGCAACCAAACAAACGCCCCAGAAUAUGUAUUGCUUAUUUCAAAUCUUGGCGGGGAAAGACGAUUUGCUUCAAUUGUUGCAAAACGGCUUGAAAGCCUUGGUGCUCUGACACAGGGUGACAGAAGAGCAACAGAGGCAAGAGAUAUGUCAAAAUUUAACAUAGAUAACAAUUAUGGAAGAAUGGCUGUGGAAUUGACCCUUAAGACUCUUGUUGGGCAAGAGAAUCCUUUAGUCCCUCCUCCAACAAGCUAUGAAGGAGAUUUUUUCAAAGACGCCAUUAAAGGACUAAUAGGGGUUGGCCUAGUUCUACAGUCUGAAAAUAAUCCAGAAAGUCUGCAGCUGGACCAUGAUCGAAAAUGCCUCGGCAGAUUUUUGAAUAGAAUUCUAGGUCUACCUGUCAACUUACAAAAUGCUCUUUUUGAAUAUUUUACUAACACUAUGGAAGCUAUUAUAGAAUCUGCAAAAAAAUCAGGUCAUUUUGAUUUAGGCAUUCUUGAUGUUGCUGCACAAGAUGAAAACACUAAAAGACUAGCUGUUUAUAAAUUCUUUAGAAAACAGUUGACCGGGAUGACAGUAACAGAACUUCAUAAGGUGAGAGUAGAAAGAGGGAUGACUUGGGCAGAAGCUGUUUCUCUCUGGACUGAAUUAAAGACAGUGCAUGAGGGAUUUUAUCUUUCAUCACAAGUACGAAAUGGCAAUAAUGAGGUUAUUCUUGUACAACUAGAGAAUGGAAUUUCAAGUAUUAAAAAAAGCUUUGUGAAAGAACAAGAGUCAUAUUGCAUUCAUAGGCCAAAUGUUGGUUUGCAACUUAAGCGAGAGAAUCUCAAAUUUAUACUUAAAAAAUUCAAAAAGAUCGGUUUGGAAGAAGCAGAACAUCAUUGGAAAAGUCAUUAUAGUGCAUCGUCGAGCAUAUGUUCACACAGUUACUGGACCGGGAUCUGCAAGAAAAGUUGUUUUGAAGGCGAAUGUGAUGUUGGCCUGCGACAUAGGACUUACAAUAUACUUUCUGGUUCUGUAUUAAGUCUGUGGAAUUCAAUUGAAAAUAUUGUUUCUACGAGCAGUGGUAGUGCAAGAUUGCAAGUUGUCAGAGUUAAAACAAGUGAAGGCGACAAAAUUGUAGGAACUCUCAUUCCAUCUAAUUCAUUUCAGAAACUUUAUGAUGAACUCACAGCAGUAUCAGAACGGGUGGAAAAACAAGUAUUUUCAUAGCAAAAUAGUUUGCUCUUUUAAA